AUGAAAAGCGAAAACCGAGCAGAUGAUGGACUUACAGGGAAAUCGACAAGUCGAGACGGCGGCUAUGGCUGGAUAGUCUGCUGUGGGACUUUCAUCGUAAAUUUUGUGGUAUUCGGAAUUCACAACUCAUUUGGUGUUGUGUACGUUAACCUGCUCGAUGAGUUAAAACUUGGUGCGAUGCAAACAGGUAAGCAAAGAGUUCAUUUAGCUGAGCGCCCGUGCCGGUAUCCAGAAGUUACUGAUCCAUAACUUUUGAUGGGUUACUAGUGUUAAAGUAGGUUUGCUUAUAUUCAAUAAUAUCACUGUGAAUACGAGGGCUUUUGAAAAUUACUUGGUUAGUAUGUACAAUGUAAAUCUCGAACAGAGAAUUAGCUCUGUUUCAUCAUUAACGGAGCGGAUUUAACUACACUCGUUAGGAUGAAACACUUAUCAAACUUAAUUGAAACAUAAAUGCUGUUACAAUCCAUAAUUCUACUAUAUUACAAGGGAGUUGAUGUCGCAGUGCUGUCUUUCGAAGAGAACUAACUGUGUCUCUUGGCUUGAGGUUUAUGAAUUCUCUACCGAUACUGACUGGUUAUAAGUAACAAAAUUGAGGAUAUAAGCUACGUGUAUACUUAAAGUGAUAUCUUGGCUCACGCAAUAUACAUAAGAAUUUUACUAUUUCCCUUCGAGCUGAAGUUUCAUUUUCGAAAAGGUUGGGUAUCAGCACAUGAAUCGAGUAUUAAGCAUGUCAUUACGAGUUUUGGAGUAAAGCUUCGAAAAGAGGCUGGUCUCAUGAUUAAAGCACUUGAACUUUCUUUCUCCAAGAUUUUUACUGCCUUCAAUCAAAACAACAAACAAAUACAUCAACAUCUCCUUGCCUGAAAAAUUAAAUCCUUACUUCUAUCGAUGAUCGCGACAUGAGCAAGUAAUUACUUCUAAAUUUCAAUUCCAGCGGGAACAAGCUGUUCCUUUGCUGUUUGUCAUCAUUUUUUAAGUGUCAGACUACCAGUUAGCGAAGCAACCGGAAAGUGGCUUCUGUACCGCAUAUUUCACAUUUUGUCUGCAUCACUGAUCACAGUCAAAGUUUCUCUGACCUUCCACUUCGAACAUUACUUGGUACUUUACAAUUAACGAAAUCUCUGAUUUGCUUCGAAAUCAUCCCAAUUACCAGUCUUUUUUUUACUUCCCCACGGUGUGCCAUUAAAGGCAACAUCUUUUAUUCUCUAUAAACAUGGUCACGAGUUGUUGUUUGUUAUUUCACUUCUUGCUCAGCUAUUACAGGUAGUAACUUAUCUCUAACCUAAGUUUGGAAAUAUCGGAAUACUGUACAUUGGCUCGCUUUAUUUAGAAUCUUUUUCGGUUGGAUCAGAGCGGAUAGAACGUUGAUUUGUGAUAAUUUUCUCUUCUUUUGAUGCAACACAAAAUACUUUUUGUCUUUGAUAAGUGAGUUGCAUGAUCUUGUGGCGCCACAAGUAUGGACUAAUUAUAGAAGGGUGACAAUGUCGUAGGUAUGUUGGUAAUAGUUCUCACGGCUAACGGUUUAGCAUUUUACGGCUAACGUUUAAUUUCCUUCCUUUGUGAUUAAAAGAAAAAUUUCAAAGGUUAACUUUUUUUCAAAUAACGGUUAAUGGCUGACGGUUAACUCCACUAAGAGUCUCUAAUUGAAGACCUUUGAUACGCAGCGCAAGCACGUGCAUAAUUUGUUUAUCAUUGUGGCGUCAGGGAUUGACAGCACGUUUGGCAGAAGUUUUCAAAGCCACACAUUGACUAAUACUGAAACUGUAGAAUUUGUGAACCAGGUUUCAAAACUCUGAUGCCGGAAUGAGUCAAUCAGUGCCGGUAGAGGGCGGAUUGGCCUGUUUCAGAAUUUAUCAAGUUAGGCGUUGUUGAUCCAGCGUGAGGUUCACAAAACAUUUGUUAAAAAACAUUAACAGCGGCAUCUUGACAGUGCAUGCUUAUUCAUGUAAGACUAACUAACGCCGGGAAAAUAAUAUCCUAUGGUUUUCUCAUCGGUAUACCAAUAAGCCCGAAAGGGAAAUGAUAUGCCCAAAAGUCGCGAAACUCGUCCUUUUUUUUCCUUAAAAAAUUUGAUCUCUGUUUUUGGCAACUGCAUGGAUGUAAAAACAGUCGUUGCCGCAUAUUUUCUUUUCUUCAUCUUCUUAAAAAAAAAACAUUGGACGUGAUGAAGACUUUGACCAAGCUAAAGGUAUUUAUUUUUCUCCGUUUUGUUGUCAAGAACAAAGUGAGCAAGCCUUGGCUGGCAACAUGUGCCCUUGUAGCAAGUUUAAGUAGCCAACCAGAACCGCUGUAUCUCGCUUACGAAGCAGCGCAAGUAAAUACCUUUCCUUUGCGCGAACAAACAAAUCACUUUUCAAAACAGUUCAACUUCGUCAUGAAGAAGAAAAGAUUUUUUUGUCGUUUGGCGCCGAUUGCAUUCAAAGGGAUUGAGACAGAUUUGAAAUAUGAGGGUUAACUCUUUCAUUCCCAGGCUGCUAAAGAAUAAAUAUCUUCUUACAAUGUCAACACGUAGAAAGUUUAGGAGAGGCGACAAAAAUAUCAACUAUGAGAUAUAUUAUAUGGAUGAAGAACCAAUUUUUCAGAUAUAUAAAAUUGCAUGUACAAGAAAUGGAAGGUUAACAAUGAGGAGAUUUAUUUUUUUUAAUCUUGGGAGUGAAAGGAUGAAAGAGGGUAGACUCCUCAAUUUUCUUGGGUGUUAGUUCUCGCCUUUCCCUUCAAGGUUCUUAUUUUACUUAUUCCUUGAUAUCCUGUAUAUAGUGUUCCUCCAAUUCUUGUCCAAUGUAGAUUUAAAGACUUUUAAGGAUAAGAACGUGAAGAUUUUGGAGGCAAAGAUACAUAGAGUUUACAUUGAAAUGCUUUUUGAGUGUGAAGUAAUGGACGAUGGUAUGCGUAAGGUCUGGGAUCGAUUCAGCGUGGAGGAACACAGAAAUUUCCCUCUGCUCCACACCCGAGAUAAAAACAUUAACAUAUUUCUUUAUACAUGGAGAUAAUUUUUUUAUUUCUUUUCACAGCAUGGAUUGGUGCCAUGGCCAUGGGUUUAAACUUUUUUUUUGGUCCUAUAUCAAGUGCAUUGUGUGAUCGUUUUGGAUGCCGUGUUGUGUCCUUGGCUGGUGCGUUACUAUCUGUCUCAGGGUUGUUCCUAACUUCCUUCAUACAAGAAGUUCAUAAGAUGUAUGUGACCUACGGGCUUGUAUGGGGAGUAGGUUCUAGUUUCUCCUUUGUGUCGUCCAUCGUUGUCCUGGGUGAAUACUUUGAUAGAAGAUUGGCGCUUGCUAAUGGGAUUGCAACAUCCGGAAGUGGGGUGGGCUCUCUUGUUGCCGGGCCGGUCAUAAAUUACCUACUGACAUCUGUCGGAUGGAAACACUCCAUGCGCAUUUUGAGUGGGUUUGCUGGACUGUUAUGGAUUGCAGCUAUGAUCUUUAAACCAAAGAAAAAUCUUCAGUCUACCAAGGAAAGAAGAUGUACCAAGUUAUUUGAUACUUCAAUAUGGAAGAGUAAAGCGUAUGUUUUGUGGGUCACUACUGUAGCUGUGUUUCAAUUUGGUUAUCUUAUUCCAUUUAUUCACCUGGUAAGUUGUAUCGCUAUUUGUUUAAUACGCAACAAAACUUCUCUUUCCUGAUUGGUCGACGACAAAUACAUAAAUAGGUUAUAGACUGCCAUUCGGUAUCUUCCUAUUGCAAUCUCAUGACAAAAUCAUCGUUUAAAGAUAAGUUAGGUGGAUAAUUUCUUAAGCUGAUGUUAAAUGCGUAGGCCUUAUGAAGAAUUAAGGGCCACCGCUCGAAACUCUAGCCUUAGAAACUCUCUUCGGUGGACAAUUUACGUUAUCAACUGAGUAGAUUAGACCAAACUAUUUUAAAAUGCCCUCCACCGACGCGGCACCACAGUUUUUUGCAGAAACUUAUCACCCUUAUUCGUUUCGUUAUUAUCUGCAGGUGAGGUAUGCCGAAGAUUUAGGAGUUCCAAAAUCUAAAGGCGCUUGGCUGAUUGGUUUUCUAUCCAUCACCUCAACGCUUGGUCGAGUGGUAUUUGGCAAGAUUUCCGACUUGAAAUUCGUCAACAGGCUCUACCUGUACCAAUUUUCGAUAUUUUCCAUUGGAUUGAGCACUCUCCUGUGUCCUCUGCUCAAAAACUAUGCAGGACUUGUGGGUUAUGCUUUGAUAUUUGGAUUUUUUGACGGAUGUUUUGUGGGCCAAGUGGCGGUGAUUACGGCUGAUGUGGUCGGACGCGAUAAGCUUUCUCAAGCAGUGGGAAACAUGUUUGGAACUCUGGCGAUACCAAUGAGUCUUGGUCCUCCGCUUGCAGGUAAUCAGCUGUGUGAAAGAUAGUGAAAUUUUCAAUCAAAUGUCUAUUGUAAUCCGGGAUUGCUCUUAUAGGGUCCGUAAUUGAUCUAAAGAAUUUGCUCCACCCUCUCAGUCAAUUAGAUGCAAAGCAAAGCGAGUUCUUUAUCUUUGUUUCUGUUGCUAAGACUGAUUCGAUUCAGCCGUUCAAAUGAAAAGGGUCCAGACUAACCUGAAGUUUGCUCUCUGUUUUCAGGUUGGCUGCAUGAAGUAUUCGGUACCUAUGAUGAAGCAUUUUACAUUGCCGGUUCUGUGGCGUUAUUUUCUUCUCUCAUGAUUUUUGGGGUGAACUGUAUGAUUCGAAAGCAGUCUAGAGCAAGGAGGCAAUUGGGAUUUAAAAACGACACUUCUUUGAGUAUUUCUGAAGCUGAAACGGCAUCUGACUCUGUUUACAAAAAUACAGAAUCACAGCCGAUGCUGGAAGAGGAGUACAUGGUCACCAAUAAACUUUGCAAGCUUCACUGCGCUUUAAGAACAAGCAAGGAACUUCUUGUGGUUGAGAGAGAAACUGUCUUAUAAUAUUUUUAGAGAUUCUUAGAUUACUGAUAGUGCAAUUUUCAACAGAGUGUAGAAACUUGUCCAGGACUGCUUUGGUUUUGCUUUGCUUCGCUGUGUCCUUGGUCUAAAAAACUCGGCCUCUUUUCCAACCAAUCAGAUGCAAAUCUUAAACCAACAGCGACUUUGUCACUCGCGAAGUGUGUCCAUCAAAUAACUUUUUUUGACACGGUGUGUCUAAACGGUGGGUUUAAACACAUAGGGUGAUCGAAUACGCCCCAGCAACCAACUAAAACUGGAAAAUAUCCCCGUGAUAAACCUCAAGUGAUAUUCCCCAAUCUUCGAACGUUCGUCUACCACAGUGAAAGUGUUCUUUUGAAUUCAAUUCAAAAUGAUAAACCAUUUAUACCUUGCUGCAGAAGAAGGGACGUCGAACCGGAGAACACUGAAAAGUAAACAUCCCAUGCAGCAAACUGAAAGCUGCUCGUAAACAUUUUUCCUGCGCGUUGCUAAAUAUUGAAAGAUAAUGAAUACAACAGCCUCCAGUUAGCGAUAAAAUAUACAUGCAUAUUUAUUCGUGAACAUGAUCUGUUCUUAAGCCUUGCAGUUUUCCUGGAGCUUCGCUCUCUGAAAACUGUCCACAACUUGGGACAGAUGACAUCCGCGGAACUUGAUAUCCGUACGUAUUCCGGC
Molecule: messenger RNA, 5525 nt
Organism: Pocillopora meandrina
Lineage: Eukaryota; Metazoa; Cnidaria; Anthozoa; Scleractinia; Pocilloporidae
Source: the annotation of a GenBank genome assembly